Molecule: messenger RNA, 2884 nt
Organism: Nestor notabilis (Kea)
Lineage: Eukaryota; Metazoa; Chordata; Aves; Psittaciformes; Psittacidae
Gene: TBC1D2
Product: TBC1 domain family, member 2
Exons: 14
Coding region: 1-2697 (898 amino acids)
Source: RefSeq, a predicted model, not a curated record
AUGAAAAAAGGACUGGAAAGUGGAGCUUGUUCCCUUACCACUCCAGGCGGAGUGGAGUCGUAUCCAGACAGUAACAGCAGCAAUGGAGCCUCAGUGAAAAAGAAAGACAUGCUUUCCUCUUUUGGAGAACUGGAAAAUGUACAGCUGAAGCCAAGCAGAGAAGCAUCCAGAAAAAAACUCUGUGGCUAUUUAAACAAGCUGGGCAUCAAGGGACCAGUCAAGACCUGGAAGUCUCGCUGGUUCUUUUACGAUGAAAACAAGUGUCAUUUACUAUACUACAGAACUGCACAGGACAUCAACCCUUUGGGAUCUAUUGAUCUCUCUAGCGCCAGUUUUGACUGCAAGGUGGAAAAUGGGGAAGGAGUUUUUGAGAUCAGAACACCAAGCAGAAUUUUUACUUUGAAGGCAAUCAGCAAUCAGGCAAUGAUGUACUGGCUGCAGCAGCUACAAAUGAGACGUUGGGAAUUUUGCAAUGCUCAGAGCAGAUUUCCUGUGGGCAGCUCCCAGCUUGUGAAUGAACCUCUGGGUGGCAGAACAAAUGUUGUUGACAGCGAAGACUUCCUGCCUCUGGUGAAAACGCCAACAGAAGCAGUGGGUUUAAAGGCAGCGUCUUUGCCUGCACCCCAAACAUCUACUGCUUUGCAGAACAUUUCCCUUAAGCACCCUUGGACAGAGAUACAAAACACUGUCUACAAUAUCUGUGGCUCGAAGCAGCUGUGGGGAAACAAUGGUAAUGUCUUUACCUUCAGUGAAUUCCAGGAGCGUCCUGAGAACCCGGAUGAGGAGCAAGAGGCAGAAGUGGAGGCAGGGUGUGCAGUUAAGGAGGGGACCCUGGAGGAUGGAAGAAUAGAGUCCAGGCUGACCUGGGUUAGGAAAGCCAGGUGGAUGAACAGUGGCUUCCCAGGUUUUCCUGAAGAACUCACCAGGGAGAGGAACCCAAUGAAUAAAGUGAGUGUCCUACAGCAACAGACUCUGACCCUCACAGAGGAAGUCAAGUCACAGAAGGAGCUGGUUAAACUUCUCCACAAAGCUCUGGAGGCAGCCCAGCAGGAGAAACGAGUAUCUAGCAUGUAUCUCACCGCAGCAGAAGACAAGGACAGGCUGGAGCUGGUGCGCCACAAAGUGAGACAAAUUGCAGAUCUCACCAGUCGACUAGAAGCUCUUGAGCAAGAAAAGAAGGAACUGGAGCAGAUAUUGACUCUGAGAGACAGCCAUAUCCAGGAACUCAAGGAGCAUGUGCAGCUCCUGAUGGAGAAGAACCAUGCCAAACAGGAAGUCAUCAUGGCCUUGACGGAGCAGAUGGCCCGAGAGCAAUCUGACCCCCUGCAAGAAGCCAACACUAUCACUGUGGAGACAUUGUAUAAGCAGCAGGAGGAGAUUGAGCACCUGAAGGAUGAUAUUGAGGCAUACAAAACCCAGAAUCAGUUUCUCAAUUCGGAGAUCCACCAGGUUACUCGACUCUGGACGAGUGUUGCAGAGAAUGAGAAAGCCCUUCUGAUGAAGUGUGCCUGCCUGCAAGCACGAAACUGCCAGAUGGAGAGCAAAUACCUGACAGUGUUGCGGAAGCUGCAGGAGGCUGUGCCUGGCCUGCCCCGCUCCCAUGCUGAGCUGGUGAGGAACCUCAUCCAGGAAGCGCUCCAGUGGGAUGUGAAGGAAAAAGCAGAAGAUGGUUUUAACCUGAACCCUGUAAGUGAGUAUGAUGAAUACGGGUUUAUGACUGUACCUGAUUAUGAAGUUGAGGACUGGAAACUUCUGGCCAAAAUCCAAGCCCUGGAGAUAAAGUCCAACAACCUGCGGAGCCAGGAAGUAGUGGAAAAGCCCCUCCGUGACAGGUGGAACAAUGUUGGAGAGCUAACCCCCUCUGCAGACCUGAAGAGGCUGCUACGGCAGAGAAAGAGCACUGAGCCCCCUGCCUGCCGGCAGAUCGAGCUUGACCUGCCCCGCACACUGACCAACAACAAGCAUUUUUCCUCUCCCACCUCCCAGCUCAUCCCCAAGCUCCGGAGGGUGUUGCUGGCAUUCUCCUGGCACAAUCCUGCCAUUGGAUACUGCCAGGGACUGAACAGGCUGGCAGCUGUUGCCCUGCUGGUCCUGGAAGAUGAGGAAAGUGCCUUCUGGUGCCUAGUCCAUAUUGUGGAGAACCUAAUGCCAGCAGACUACUACAGUGAGACGCUGAUAACAUCACAGGUAGAUCAGAGAGUCUUCAAAGACUUCCUGUCAGAAAAGCUGCCUCGCCUCAUGGCUCAUUUUGAGCACUAUCGGAUUGAUGUCUCACUCAUCACUUUCAACUGGUUUCUGGUGGCCUUUGUGGACAGCCUGGUCAGCGACAUCCUCCUGCGAGUGUGGGAUGCCUUCUUGUAUGAGGGAACUAAGGUGAUUUUCCGCUAUGCUCUUGCGAUUUUUAAAUACAACGAGGAGGAAAUCCUGAGAAUUCAUGACAGUGUGGAGAUCUACCAGUACCUACGCUUUUUCACGAGAAUGAUCACGGAUGGCAGGAAGCUGAUGAACAUUGCCUUCAAUGACUUAAACCCCUUCCCCAUGAAACUGCUGAGGAACCGCCGGUCGAUGCACAGGGAAGAGCUGGAGGCAGAGCUGUGUGAACUGGAACAGAUCAAGGCAGCCUAUGUAAAAGAGAGAGCAGAACAGGGGCCUCAGGACCUGAAGGAGGUGGUCAGUGAAGAAGAAGAAGAGAUUUAACAAAAAUACAGUUCCGUAUCACUUCCUUCUCACCUUGCAGAAGGUUUCAGUAGCAACUGUCUGUAAGAGAUGGAGCAGAGGGGGAAAGGUGAUCACAGCAGGAGUUCAUCUGCCUCAGGAAGCAAGGCUGUAAGUAUAUAGGACCGUUUGGGGGACCAUACAGGACCAAGUUUUGUAAAUGACUGGA